Batrachochytrium dendrobatidis JAM81 is the source of this 573-nucleotide messenger RNA. RefSeq lists its product as uncharacterized. Bases 1 to 573 code for a protein of 190 amino acids. Gene Ontology annotation, cellular component: plasma membrane. The transcript has 5 exons. NCBI's taxonomy places the organism in Eukaryota, Fungi, Chytridiomycota, Chytridiomycetes, Rhizophydiales. Gene Ontology annotation, molecular function: GDP binding; GTPase activity; GTP binding. Gene Ontology annotation, biological process: Ras protein signal transduction. The record is from RefSeq and is a predicted model, not a curated record.
AUGUGCAUUGAUCAGGUUGUUGUUGGAUCUGGUGGUGUAGGAAAAUCUUGCUUGACUGUCCGAUUUCUCAAAGACGAAUUCACAAACGAAUAUGAUCCGACCAUAGAGGAAAAUUAUCGCAAAAAUGUCACUGUAGACAAAUCUGUAUGCACAGCAUACAUUAUUGAUACUGCUGGACAGCAUGAAUACAAAGCCUUGCGAGAUCAGCAUCUAAAGGAUGGAAAAGGAUUUUUGCUCGUAUUUGCCGUAAAUGACAAAACCAGUUUGGAAGAAGUAAAACAACUUCGAGAGCAAAUCAUGAAGCUAAAGGAAACCCGAAAAGUGCCUUUUGUUAUCUGUGCAAACAAAUGCGAUUUACCCAAAGAUCAAAUUGAAGUAGACAUUGAAACUGUCAAAAAGUUUUGUCAAGAGGUCAAGAUUCCAUUAUUGAGCACAUCUGCAAAGGAAAACAUCAACGUUGAAGAAUCUUUUCAAGAGCUAGUUAGAGAAUGUAGAAAAUACUCCAAAUCAACAGAUGCCAAGGGAAAAUCGACAGGAAAAUCCAAACAGAAAGGAGGUUGCAUGAUCUUAUAA